AUGAUACUCGCGGCUUCGAAGCCUCCUACGCUAGCAGGCAAUGUCGCGACUUCAACCACGCCUCAAAGCCCUGGCAACCUCGAACGUCUCCUCGCAGUCCGCCUCUGCCACGAAAGAUCCGCAAACGAAGCCCGAGACACCAGUAUCCCACUCAAAUGUCCGCCCUCCCUCUGCGGAUCCCGUGUCGGACCGCGCUACCCUCUUCUUGAUACGGCGAACUUUGUGUUCGCAGCUGGGGGAGAAGGGUCGAAACACCCCGGCGCCCAUAGAUCAGUUGCUGCCGCCCUUGACGAGCAGUCUGGUACUCAAAGAUCACCCCGGAUCAAGUCAUGUCGAGCUUCCCGUCAACCUCUGCAUCCAAGUCCGGUCGAAUCAAGUCCCCGAGAUAUAUAUCACUCAUUAUGGCCCUUUCCGGCUCUGUCUCCCGUCCCUGAUGGCGGCCAAAAUAUCCUGGAACAAAUGAGGAACGAGUCCACAUACAGACAGCUAUUGGUACAAGGAGUUUUGGCUGUUUUACUGCCGACAGAGGACUUGGAAAACGACUGUCUGACUAGCCUUGUUGGUCAGAUAUUUUCUGAGAUGAUCCUGGGCGGUGGCAUAGGGGGCAAAGCUUCUGAACCCUGGCUGCUCUGGGACGGUAUCACGAAAAUUGCGGAGGUCAUCAAGACCCGCCUCCCACAGUCAAAGGCACAGGUCCGUGUUCAAAGAUCAAACUCAGAUCUGGGGGGCUCCACUCCGCUUAAUGCUACUGCAAAAGGCAUGAAGCUGUGGGGACUUGGUGGUUCGCUUCAGAAAACGUUUUGGCUCGUGCUUCAAUAUGGCUUCGUCGCUUUUACCGCGGUCCGCUUCUUCUUCAUUACCCUGGCCACGGCAUCCUCGUUGCCUUCUCGUAUUCAGCCUUCGACGAAAAUCAAUGGCUCAAGGUCAGCGAAUGGGUACGAUGACGCGGAUCCAGUCGCGUCGAAACGACAAAUAUCAUCCAAACAACCUAUUCUGACAAUGAAGAUAUGGUCUUGUGCUUCUGAUCUUCUGGAUCUAGAGGCCCGAAUGCCGUGGCUGAACGCCACACUGUCUCUCCUCCAGUGGGCUGCUAUUACCGGGCCUGGGGAAGUCGGUAUCACGGACGGAAUGGUCGAUAAAAUACUCUCCCACGCCAUCCAAACCCACUUGCUGGACCCAACACUCCUCCCGCAAGUCUUGCGCAUCGCACGCGCUGCCCUCUUCCCCAACAACGCUCCUGGACCCCCGCGCCUGAUCCCCUCUCCCACCGAGCAGCUGCUUAUACGUCGUCAAUGCGCCGAGACACUACUGUCGCUCGUGCCAGCCAAAGUGCAAGACGUGUACUUCGGGCCGGGUAUCGAGCGCAGGGUCAGGGAGGUCGAGGAGGCCCUGAAUGUGUUCGACGAUGCGUACUGCAACAAGCAUCUGCUGUACGGGAUCGUGGAGCUGAUUAUUGUGAGGUUGAUGCCGGAGAUGGCUGAGAAGGGCAUCGAGGAGUUGUUAGAGGAGAGGCUGAAUUAG
Molecule: messenger RNA, 1521 nt
Organism: Drepanopeziza brunnea f. sp. 'multigermtubi' MB_m1
Lineage: Eukaryota; Fungi; Ascomycota; Leotiomycetes; Helotiales; Drepanopezizaceae
Source: RefSeq, a predicted model, not a curated record